AACAGAGAUCGAGUCUCUGUGGUACAGUAUAGCAGAGAACCAGAGGCCCACUUCUAUCUGAACACUUACAUGAGAAAAGAAGAGGUUGUUGACACCGUAAGAGGGCUGAAGCACAAAGGAGGGAGACCCCUCAACACUGGAGCAGCUCUCCAGUAUGUCAGGGACUACAUCUUUAAUGCCUCCUCUGGAAGUAGGCGCCUUGAAAGUGUUCCACAGAUUCUGAUACUGCUAAAUGGUGGAAGGUCCUUUGACAAUGUAGAUAAACCAGCUUCUGCUCUCAAGGAGCUUGGUGUCUUGGUGUUUGGAAUUGGAACAAGGAGCUCUGAUAGCAGAGAAUUACAGAAGAUAUCCUAUGACCCCAGUUAUGCUCUCUCCGUGUCUGAAUUUACUGACCUCCCCAACAUCCAACAGCAGCUUCUUUCUGCCAUGAACACUGCCAUUAUACAGGACACAACCAUGACACCAACACUAAUACCAACAAUACUAGUUGAGAGUCAGGCUCCCAGGAGGGAUGUUGUGUUCUUGCUGGAUGGAUCUGAUGGCACUAGGAGUGGAUUCCCAGCCAUGCGUGACUUUGUUCAAAGAGUGGUGGAGACACUCAGUGUGGAUGAGAACAAAGAUCGCGUUGCGGUGGUCCAGUACAGUAGAGAUCCAGCCGCCCAAUUCUAUCUGAACACAUACACAACAAAGGGAGAGAUUCUCAACACUGUAAGAGGUCUGAGACACAAAGGCGGGAGACCUCUCAACACUGGAGCAGCUCUCCAGUACGUGAGGGACAAUGUCUUUACUGCCUCCUCCGGAAGCAGACGCUUGGAAGGCGUUCCACAGCUACUGAUUCUGUUGAGUGGUGGAAGGUCGGUUGACAAUGUUGACACGCCAGCCUCUGCUCUGAAGGAGCUUGGGGUUUUGGUCUUUGGAAUUGGAACAAGGAGCUCUGAUAGCAGAGAAUUGCAGAGGAUAUCACAUGAUCCCAGUUACGCUCUGUCUGUCUCAGACUUUACUGACCUUCCAAGCAUCCAGCAGCAACUUCUGUCCUCGGUGGAGGCAGUGGUUAUUGAUGUUACUCCAGAAUCACCAACAGUUUUAGUUGAUCAUGACACCGCCAGAAAGGAUGUGGUAUUCCUUCUGGAUGGUUCUGAUGGCACAAGGAAUGGAUUCCCAGCAAUGCGUGAUUUUGUUCAGAGAGUAGUAGAGAAACUCAAUGUGGGAGGAGACAAAGACCGCGUUUCUGUGGUCCAGUACGGUAGAGAUCAAGAAGUUAAUUUCUAUCUGAACACAUACACCACGAAGGGCGACAUUCUUGACAUCGUCAGAGGUCUGAGGCACAGAGGAGGUAGACCCCUCAACACUGGGGCAGCCCUCCAGUAUGUAAGGGACAACGUCUUUACUGCCUCCUCAGGAAGCAGAAGCCAAGAGGGUGUCCCUCAGAUGCUGAUACUGCUGAGUGGCGGGAGGUCCAAUGAUAAUGUUGAAAUACCAGUUUCUGCCCUGAAAGAGAGUGGGGUCUUGAUCUUUGGCAUUGGAAACAGAAAUUCUAGCAAAGAGGUUCAAAGGAUUGCCUCUGACCCCAGUUAUUCCCAGUCUGUUUCUGAAUUCUCUGAUCUCCCCAGCGUCCAGGAUAAGUUUUUCUCCUCACUCAUUACUGUACACGUUGGCGCCACACCCAUUUCCCCAACAGUCAUAGUGGACCUAAGCAUUGCCAGAAAGGAUGUAGUAUUCUUGCUGGAUGGUUCUGAUGGCACUAGGAAUGGCUUCCCAGAAAUGCGGGACUUUGUUCAAAGAGUAGUGGAGAAACUCACUGUAGGGGAGAACAGAGAUCGAGUCUCUGUGGUACAGUAUAGCAGAGAACCAGAGGCCCACUUCUAUCUGAACACUUACAUGAGAAAAGAAGAGGUUGUUGACACCGUAAGAGGGCUGAAGCACAAAGGAGGGAGACCCCUCAACACUGGAGCAGCUCUCCAGUAUGUCAGGGACUACGUCUUUAAUGCCUCCUCUGGAAGUAGGCGCCUUGAAAGUGUUCCACAGAUUCUGAUACUGCUAAAUGGUGGAAGGUCCUUUGACAAUGUAGAUAAACCAGCUUCUGCUCUCAAGGAGCUUGGUGUCUUGGUGUUUGGAAUUGGAACAAGGAGCUCUGAUAGCAGAGAAUUACAGAAGAUAUCCUAUGACCCCAGUUAUGCUCUCUCCGUGUCUGAAUUUACUGACCUCCCCAACAUCCAACAGCAGCUUCUUUCUGCCAUGAACACUGCCAUUAUACAGGACACAACCAUGACACCAACACUAAUACCAACAAUACUAGUUGAGAGUCAGGCUCCCAGGAGGGAUGUUGUGUUCUUGCUGGAUGGAUCUGAUGGCACUAGGAGUGGAUUCCCAGCCAUGCGUGACUUUGUUCAAAGAGUGGUGGAGACACUCAGUGUGGAUGAGAACAAAGAUCGCGUUGCGGUGGUCCAGUACAGUAGAGAUCCAGCCGCCCAAUUCUAUCUGAACACAUACACAACAAAGGGAGAGAUUCUCAACACUGUAAGAGGUCUGAGACACAAAGGCGGGAGACCUCUCAACACUGGAGCAGCUCUCCAGUACGUGAGGGACAAUGUCUUUACUGCCUCCUCCGGAAGCAGACGCUUGGAAGGCGUUCCACAGCUACUGAUUCUGUUGAGUGGUGGAAGGUCGGUUGACAAUGUUGACACGCCAGCCUCUGCUCUGAAGGAGCUUGGGGUUUUGGUCUUUGGAAUUGGAACAAGGAGCUCUGAUAGCAGAGAAUUGCAGAGGAUAUCACAUGAUCCCAGUUACGCUCUGUCUGUCUCAGACUUUACUGACCUUCCAAGCAUCCAGCAGCAACUUCUGUCCUCGGUGGAGGCAGUGGUUAUUGAUGUUACUCCAGAAUCACCAACAGUUUUAGUUGAUCAUGACACCGCCAGAAAGGAUGUGGUAUUCCUUCUGGAUGGUUCUGAUGGCACAAGGAAUGGAUUCCCAGCAAUGCGUGAUUUUGUUCAGAGAGUAGUAGAGAAACUCAAUGUGGGAGGAGACAAAGACCGCGUUUCUGUGGUCCAGUACGGUAGAGAUCAAGAAGUUAAUUUCUAUCUGAACACAUACACCACGAAGGGCGACAUUCUUGACAUCGUCAGAGGUCUGAGGCACAGAGGAGGUAGACCCCUCAACACUGGGGCAGCCCUCCAGUAUGUAAGGGACAACGUCUUUACUGCCUCCUCAGGAAGCAGAAGCCAAGAGGGUGUCCCUCAGAUGCUGAUACUGCUGAGUGGCGGGAGGUCCAAUGAUAAUGUUGAAAUACCAGUUUCUGCCCUGAAAGAGAGUGGGGUCUUGAUCUUUGGCAUUGGAAACAGAAAUUCUAGCAAAGAGGUUCAAAGGAUUGCCUCUGACCCCAGUUAUUCCCAGUCUGUUUCUGAAUUCUCUGAUCUCCCCAGCGUCCAGGAUAAGUUUUUCUCCUCACUCAUUACUGUACACGUUGGCGCCACACCCAUUUCCCCAACAGUCAUAGUGGACCUAAGCAUUGCCAGAAAGGAUGUAGUAUUCUUGCUGGAUGGUUCUGAUGGCACUAGGAAUGGCUUCCCAGAAAUGCGGGACUUUGUUCAAAGAGUAGUGGAGAAACUCACUGUAGGGGAGAACAGAGAUCGAGUCUCUGUGGUACAGUAUAGCAGAGAACCAGAGGCCCACUUCUAUCUGAACACUUACAUGAGAAAAGAAGAGGUUGUUGACACCGUAAGAGGGCUGAAGCACAAAGGAGGGAGACCCCUCAACACUGGAGCAGCUCUCCAGUAUGUCAGGGACUACGUCUUUACUGCCUCCUCUGGAAGUAGGCGCCUUGAAAGUGUUCCACAGAUUCUGAUACUGCUAAAUGGUGGAAGGUCCUUUGACAAUGUAGAUAAACCAGCUUCUGCUCUCAAGGAGCUUGGUGUCUUGGUGUUUGGAAUUGGAACAAGGAGCUCUGAUAGCAGAGAAUUACAGAAGAUAUCCUAUGACCCCAGUUAUGCUCUCUCCGUGUCUGAAUUUACUGACCUCCCCAACAUCCAACAGCAGCUUCUUUCUGCCAUGAACACUGCCAUUAUACAGGACACAACCAUGACACCAACACUAAUACCAACAAUACUAGUUGAGAGUCAGGCUCCCAGGAGGGAUGUUGUGUUCUUGCUGGAUGGAUCUGAUGGCACUAGGAGUGGAUUCCCAGCCAUGCGUGACUUUGUUCAAAGAGUGGUGGAGACACUCAGUGUGGAUGAGAACAAAGAUCGCGUUGCGGUGGUCCAGUACAGUAGAGAUCCAGCCGCCCAAUUCUAUCUGAACACAUACACAACAAAGGGAGAGAUUCUCAACACUGUAAGAGGUCUGAGACACAAAGGCGGGAGACCUCUCAACACUGGAGCAGCUCUCCAGUACGUGAGGGACAAUGUCUUUACUGCCUCCUCCGGAAGCAGACGCUUGGAAGGCGUUCCACAGCUACUGAUUCUGUUGAGUGGUGGAAGGUCGGUUGACAAUGUUGACACGCCAGCCUCUGCUCUGAAGGAGCUUGGGGUUUUGGUCUUUGGAAUUGGAACAAGGAGCUCUGAUAGCAGAGAAUUGCAGAGGAUAUCACAUGAUCCCAGUUACGCUCUGUCUGUCUCAGACUUUACUGACCUUCCAAGCAUCCAGCAGCAACUUCUGUCCUCGGUGGAGGCAGUGGUUAUUGAUGUUACUCCAGAAUCACCAACAGUUUUAGUUGAUCAUGACACCGCCAGAAAGGAUGUGGUAUUCCUUCUGGAUGGUUCUGAUGGCACAAGGAAUGGAUUCCCAGCAAUGCGUGAUUUUGUUCAGAGAGUAGUAGAGAAACUCAAUGUGGGAGGAGACAAAGACCGCGUUUCUGUGGUCCAGUACGGUAGAGAUCAAGAAGUUAAUUUCUAUCUGAACACAUACACCACGAAGGGCGACAUUCUUGACAUCGUCAGAGGUCUGAGGCACAGAGGAGGUAGACCCCUCAACACUGGGGCAGCCCUCCAGUAUGUAAGGGACAACGUCUUUACUGCCUCCUCAGGAAGCAGAAGCCAAGAGGGUGUCCCUCAGAUGCUGAUACUGCUGAGUGGCGGGAGGUCCAAUGAUAAUGUUGAAAUACCAGUUUCUGCCCUGAAAGAGAGUGGGGUCUUGAUCUUUGGCAUUGGAAACAGAAAUUCUAGCAAAGAGGUUCAAAGGAUUGCCUCUGACCCCAGUUAUUCCCAGUCUGUUUCUGAAUUCUCUGAUCUCCCCAGCGUCCAGGAUAAGUUUUUCUCCUCACUCAUUACUGUACACGUUGGCGCCACACCCAUUUCCCCAACAGUCAUAGUGGACCUAAGCAUUGCCAGAAAGGAUGUAGUAUUCUUGCUGGAUGGUUCUGAUGGCACUAGGAAUGGCUUCCCAGAAAUGCGGGACUUUGUUCAAAGAGUAGUGGAGAAACUCACUGUAGGGGAGAACAGAGAUCGAGUCUCUGUGGUACAGUAUAGCAGAGAACCAGAGGCCCACUUCUAUCUGAACACUUACAUGAGAAAAGAAGAGGUUGUUGACACCGUAAGAGGGCUGAAGCACAAAGGAGGGAGACCCCUCAACACUGGAGCAGCUCUCCAGUAUGUCAGGGACUACAUCUUUAAUGCCUCCUCUGGAAGUAGGCGCCUUGAAAGUGUUCCACAGAUUCUGAUACUGCUAAAUGGUGGAAGGUCCUUUGACAAUGUAGAUAAACCAGCUUCUGCUCUCAAGGAGCUUGGUGUCUUGGUGUUUGGAAUUGGAACAAGGAGCUCUGAUAGCAGAGAAUUACAGAAGAUAUCCUAUGACCCCAGUUAUGCUCUCUCCGUGUCUGAAUUUACUGACCUCCCCAACAUCCAACAGCAGCUUCUUUCUGCCAUGAACACUGCCAUUAUACAGGACACAACCAUGACACCAACACUAAUACCAACAAUACUAGUUGAGAGUCAGGCUCCCAGGAGGGAUGUUGUGUUCUUGCUGGAUGGAUCUGAUGGCACUAGGAGUGGAUUCCCAGCCAUGCGUGACUUUGUUCAAAGAGUGGUGGAGACACUCAGUGUGGAUGAGAACAAAGAUCGCGUUGCGGUGGUCCAGUACAGUAGAGAUCCAGCCGCCCAAUUCUAUCUGAACACAUACACAACAAAGGGAGAGAUUCUCAACACUGUAAGAGGUCUGAGACACAAAGGCGGGAGACCUCUCAACACUGGAGCAGCUCUCCAGUACGUGAGGGACAAUGUCUUUACUGCCUCCUCCGGAAGCAGACGCUUGGAAGGCGUUCCACAGCUACUGAUUCUGUUGAGUGGUGGAAGGUCGGUUGACAAUGUUGACACGCCAGCCUCUGCUCUGAAGGAGCUUGGGGUUUUGGUCUUUGGAAUUGGAACAAGGAGCUCUGAUAGCAGAGAAUUGCAGAGGAUAUCACAUGAUCCCAGUUACGCUCUGUCUGUCUCAGACUUUACUGACCUUCCAAGCAUCCAGCAGCAACUUCUGUCCUCGGUGGAGGCAGUGGUUAUUGAUGUUACUCCAGAAUCACCAACAGUUUUAGUUGAUCAUGACACCGCCAGAAAGGAUGUGGUAUUCCUUCUGGAUGGUUCUGAUGGCACAAGGAAUGGAUUCCCAGCAAUGCGUGAUUUUGUUCAGAGAGUAGUAGAGAAACUCAAUGUGGGAGGAGACAAAGACCGCGUUUCUGUGGUCCAGUACGGUAGAGAUCAAGAAGUUAAUUUCUAUCUGAACACAUACACCACGAAGGGCGACAUUCUUGACAUCGUCAGAGGUCUGAGGCACAGAGGAGGUAGACCCCUCAACACUGGGGCAGCCCUCCAGUAUGUAAGGGACAACGUCUUUACUGCCUCCUCAGGAAGCAGAAGCCAAGAGGGUGUCCCUCAGAUGCUGAUACUGCUGAGUGGCGGGAGGUCCAAUGAUAAUGUUGAAAUACCAGUUUCUGCCCUGAAAGAGAGUGGGGUCUUGAUCUUUGGCAUUGGAAACAGAAAUUCUAGCAAAGAGGUUCAAAGGAUUGCCUCUGACCCCAGUUAUUCCCAGUCUGUUUCUGAAUUCUCUGAUCUCCCCAGCGUCCAGGAUAAGUUUUUCUCCUCACUCAUUACUGUACACGUUGGCGCCACACCCAUUUCCCCAACAGUCAUAGUGGACCUAAGCAUUGCCAGAAAGGAUGUAGUAUUCUUGCUGGAUGGUUCUGAUGGCACUAGGAAUGGCUUCCCAGAAAUGCGGGACUUUGUUCAAAGAGUAGUGGAGAAACUCACUGUAGGGGAGAACAGAGAUCGAGUCUCUGUGGUACAGUAUAGCAGAGAACCAGAGGCCCACUUCUAUCUGAACACUUACAUGAGAAAAGAAGAGGUUGUUGACACCGUAAGAGGGCUGAAGCACAAAGGAGGGAGACCCCUCAACACUGGAGCAGCUCUCCAGUAUGUCAGGGACUACGUCUUUACUGCGUCCUCUGGAAGUAGGCGCCUUGAAAGUGUUCCACAGAUUCUGAUACUGCUAAAUGGUGGAAGGUCCUUUGACAAUGUAGAUAAACCAGCUUCUGCUCUCAAGGAGCUUGGUGUCUUGGUGUUUGGAAUUGGAACAAGGAGCUCUGAUAGCAGAGAAUUACAGAAGAUAUCCUAUGACCCCAGUUAUGCUCUCUCCGUGUCUGAAUUUACUGACCUCCCCAACAUCCAACAGCAGCUUCUUUCUGCCAUGAACACUGCCAUUAUACAGGACACAACCAUGACACCAACACUAAUACCAACAAUACUAGUUGAGAGUCAGGCUCCCAGGAGGGAUGUUGUGUUCUUGCUGGAUGGAUCUGAUGGCACUAGGAGUGGAUUCCCAGCCAUGCGUGACUUUGUUCAAAGAGUGGUGGAGACACUCAGUGUGGAUGAGAACAAAGAUCGCGUUGCGGUGGUCCAGUACAGUAGAGAUCCAGCCGCCCAAUUCUAUCUGAACACAUACACAACAAAGGGAGAGAUUCUCAACACUGUAAGAGGUCUGAGACACAAAGGCGGGAGACCUCUCAACACUGGAGCAGCUCUCCAGUACGUGAGGGACAAUGUCUUUACUGCCUCCUCCGGAAGCAGACGCUUGGAAGGCGUUCCACAGCUACUGAUUCUGUUGAGUGGUGGAAGGUCGGUUGACAAUGUUGACACGCCAGCCUCUGCUCUGAAGGAGCUUGGGGUUUUGGUCUUUGGAAUUGGAACAAGGAGCUCUGAUAGCAGAGAAUUGCAGAGGAUAUCACAUGAUCCCAGUUACGCUCUGUCUGUCUCAGACUUUACUGACCUUCCAAGCAUCCAGCAGCAACUUCUGUCCUCGGUGGAGGCAGUGGUUAUUGAUGUUACUCCAGAAUCACCAACAGUUUUAGGUAUGUGUUAUCACUGUGAAUUAAGAGUCAGGAUGUGUUAACAAAAUGGCCGCUGAGUCUUAGAAACGACUAUAUAAUUGGCCAAAAACACCACAAUUGAUCAGUUUGAAUUAACAUAAUCUAUUGAUUUUCUCAGUUGAUCAUGACACCGCCAGAAAGGAUGUGGUAUUCCUUCUGGAUGGUUCUGAUGGCACAAGGAAUGGAUUCCCAGCAAUGCGUGAUUUUGUUCAGAGAGUAGUAGAGAAACUCAAUGUGGGAGGAGACAAAGACCGCGUUUCUGUGGUCCAGUACGGUAGAGAUCAAGAAGUUAAUUUCUAUCUGAACACAUACACCACGAAGGGCGACAUUCUUGACAUCGUCAGAGGUCUGAGGCACAGAGGAGGUAGACCCCUCAACACUGGGGCAGCCCUCCAGUAUGUAAGGGACAACGUCUUUACUGCCUCCUCAGGAAGCAGAAGCCAAGAGGGUGUCCCUCAGAUGCUGAUACUGCUGAGUGGCGGGAGGUCCAAUGA
Molecule: messenger RNA, 8835 nt
Organism: Salmo salar (Atlantic salmon)
Lineage: Eukaryota; Metazoa; Chordata; Actinopteri; Salmoniformes; Salmonidae
Source: RefSeq, a predicted model, not a curated record